Molecule: messenger RNA, 742 nt
Organism: Prorocentrum cordatum
Lineage: Eukaryota; Dinophyceae; Prorocentrales; Prorocentraceae
Source: the annotation of a GenBank genome assembly
CGGGAGCCUCGAGACGGGGGUCGAUGCAGACGGGGGGCAGCCAGAGCGCCCGACCUUGCAGGCUCCUGCAGGGAUCUCGCAGGAUUUUCUGUGCAGGCCUGCUGGGUGACCCGGGUCUGGAUUGCCCUGGGUCAGCAGAUCGACUAGACCCGAGCAGAUCCCCGAGCCUCGCGCCCGCAGAGCCAUGGCGGCGGCAGCGCAGGUGGCCUCUGAGGCCGCCGCGGGCGCCGACGCUCCCCGCGCUGCCUCCUGCGGGCUCCCCGGCGCGGCCGCGGACGCCGCCGCCCGAGGCUCGUGCACGCCCUCUGCAGAGGCCGCCGAGGACGCAGCGUCCGCCCCCUCCACCGAGCUCGGCAGCGACUGCGCCUCCGAGUGCGGCGACGACGUCUGCGACGAGAGCUGCCGCCCGGUUCCCCCGGAGAGCACGAUGCUGAUCUUCGACUGGGACGACACCGUGCUGCCAUCCACCUGGAUCCACGAGCAGGGCCUCUCGCUCGCCGACGACAGCUGGCCCACCGCGGAGCAGCAGGGGCUGCUGGACCGCCUUGCGGAUCGGGCGGCGCACACGCUGGGCGUGGCGAAGCAGUACGGGGUCGUCACGCUCGUGACGAACGCCGAGGCCGGAUGGAUCGAGCUCAGUUGCCAGAAGUUCAUGCCCUCUCUCUGGCCCUCGCUCGUCGACGUGAAGCUCUUCUCCGCGCGCUCGACGUACGAGUGCCAGGGUGUGGCCUCUCCGUUCGAG